Vigna unguiculata (cowpea) is the source of this 1682-nucleotide messenger RNA. RefSeq lists its product as uncharacterized. The record is from RefSeq and is a predicted model, not a curated record. NCBI's taxonomy places the organism in Eukaryota, Viridiplantae, Streptophyta, Magnoliopsida, Fabales, Fabaceae. Gene Ontology annotation, cellular component: cytoplasm.
CUAGAUCUUAGAAGUGUAGAAGAAUACAUAAACUUCAAACGCACUUUUCUCAAACUAGAAUGAUAAAUUAGUUAUGCCUGAAUUUCUUACUUACUGAUCACUCCAUCAUCGCUCUCUCUCCACUUCCGCAUGAAUUUCUUCAAAUCCGUUUUCCUUGAUGACCCGGAUCCUCCGCGACCCGAAUCCGGAUCGAGCAAUGAGCCGCGAGUCCAGGACCCGGAUCCCGACUCCCCGCCCCGAUCCAGCACCACCGAUUCCGGUGGUGGUGUCGGCGACGGUUGGAAUUUCGGCGGCUUCAUGCAAACCCUAACAUCCAAAUCGGAAUCCAUAAUCGAGACCUACCGUCGCGAUCUGCAGGAAUUCAGCACCGGUUUGAAGAAGGAAAUUGAGGUGGCGCAGGGCUCUCUCGGGAACGUGGGUCACGCCAUUGACGAGUUCGGAAACACCGUCGUCAAAGGAACGGCUCAGAUCAUAUCUCAAGGUAUCCUCGCUGUGGAUCUCGAUUCUGAUUCGGAUAAUAAUAGCGUCAAUAGGAGGAGCCUUGAUUUGGCGCGGUAUAGUAGGUUCGACGCUCAGGUUCGUGCGAUUCAGGGUGAUGUUAGCACUUACUCCGAGGAGCCCGAGGAUUUGAGUGAGUUCAAUGAAUGGAAAUUAGGGUUUUCGUUGGAGGGGAAAAGUGAUGAAAUGGAGGGGCUUUUCAGAGAGAAUGAUAAUAUGGAGAGUGUUUACAAAAGAGUUGUUCCGAGCAGUGUGGAUCACGACACUUUCUGGUAUAGGUAUUUCUAUAAGGUUUAUAAGCUCAAGAAAGCUGAAGACCUUAUGGCUAGGCUUGUGAGUGGAAUUUCUGGGGUGGAUGAGGAUUUGAGUUGGGAAGUUGAAGAUGAUAAUGAAGAUGACGAUGGAGGUGAUGCUAAACCUCUGGUUUUGAAUAAAGAGGUUGGUGGGGACAGUGUGGAUACCCAGUUGCUUGUUGCCGGUGAUGAAGGGGGAACGAAGAAAUUGGACGUGGAAAAAGAGUCUAAAGUGGAGAAGAGAGACAAUUUAUUGCAAAGUGAGGAAGUUGGCAACAAGAUAGAUAAGUCUGUUGAGGAACCACAUAUUGAGAAAUCUGAAAUUGUUGGUGAGAUGGCUGGUGUUGAUGAGGCAUCAAAAGUGGAUGUUGGUGUGAGCAAGAAUGAUCCUGCAGCUGAAACUGGUGAGAAGGUUAAGGAAAGAGAUGGUGGUCAUGAGAAAUCUUCCAGUAAAAGUAAUGACUCCUCAGUGGUUGAAAAUAAGCACUCGGCAAAUGAGGAGGGGGAUGAGGAGGACCUUGGGUGGGAUGAUAUUGAGGAUCUUAGCAGUAUUGAUGUGAAGGAAACAUCGCACAGUGGUGGCACAAGCAAAGUUGAUUUGCGGAAGCGAUUUACUGCUGCGGAAGUAGAUGAAGACUUGAGUUGGGACAUUGAAGAAGAUGAUGAUGAUGAGCCUCCCAAGGUUUGAAAUGUUUGGUGUAAGUGUCAUUUUCACAUAAAGAAAUUUGUCAGUGUUACUAUUAUACGUUUUAGAAACUGGGAUGGAGGUUGUAAUGUUAUCUGUUCUGUCCCUGAAACGCAUGAAAUGUAACUGUUUCUUUGUUUGUUUCUUAUUUUGGUUAUUCAUCAAUAUAUGGUGACCAUUGUCAGCAAGACACAUUUACUAUCUCA